This is a messenger RNA of Girardinichthys multiradiatus, 2275 nucleotides long. It is a transcript of the gene slc25a24, whose product is annotated as solute carrier family 25 member 24. Gene Ontology annotation, cellular component: mitochondrial inner membrane. The coding region runs from base 115 to 1530 and encodes 471 amino acids. The transcript has 11 exons. Gene Ontology annotation, molecular function: calcium ion binding; ATP transmembrane transporter activity. Gene Ontology annotation, biological process: transmembrane transport. The record is from RefSeq and is a predicted model, not a curated record. Lineage: Eukaryota; Metazoa; Chordata; Actinopteri; Cyprinodontiformes; Goodeidae.
GUGAAGAUCUGCCGCGACGUCUUCUUCAGGUUGCACCGCGGACAUCUUGUGGAAGUCAGACGGGAACUAUAUUUCUGCUUGAAACCAGAAGUGGAAACCACAGGAGUCGAUUUGAUGAGGAAGCUGUUUUUUACGGACUGUCAGUGCGCCAGGGAGCCAUCAAAGACCUACGAGGAGCUGUUCGCCAAGCUGGACACCAACAAGGAUGGGAAAGUGGAUGUUUCCGAGCUCAGGGCAGGCCUGGCUGCAAUGGGCAUCCAAACCGGGAAUGCGGCUGCUCAGAAAAUCGUUUCCUCCGGCGACAGGGACCAUGAUGAUAGGCUGGACUUCAAGGAGUUCACCAAGUACCUGAAGGACCAUGAGAAGAAGCUGCGUUUGACUUUCAAGAGCUUGGACAAAAACAAAGAUGGUCAGAUAGACUACAUGGAGAUAAAACAGUCCUUCACUGAUCUGGGUCUGGACAUCAGCAAGGAGGACGCAGAGAAGAUCCUUCAGAGUAUUGAUGUUGACGGCACCAUGUCUGUGGACUGGAAUGAAUGGAGGGAACACUUCCUGUUUAACCCAGCAACCAGCCUGCAGGAGAUCAUUCGCUACUGGAAGCACAGCACGGUUCUGGAUAUUGGGGACAGCUUGACCAUCCCAGAUGAGUUCACAGAGGAGGAGAAGACGACAGGUGUGUGGUGGAAGCAGCUGAUGGCGGGGGCCAUAGCGGGAGCUGUGUCCCGUACAGGAACCGCGCCGCUGGACAGACUGAAGGUCUUCAUGCAGGUGCAUGGUUCGAAGAGCAACAAAAUCAGCUUGGUGGGAGGCUUUAAGCAGAUGUUAAAAGAAGGAGGGGUGACAUCUCUGUGGAGAGGAAAUGGUACUAACGUCCUUAAGAUCGCUCCAGAGACGGCCAUUAAGUUCAUGGCGUAUGAACAGUAUAAGAAGCUGCUGGCCAGUGAACCAGGGAAAGUCCAGACCCACGAGAGGUUCAUGGCGGGAUCGAUGGCCGGAGCCACGGCACAAACUGCCAUCUAUCCCAUGGAGGUGAUGAAAACCCGACUGACGCUGAGAAAAACGGGACAGUACUCAGGGAUGUUCGACUGUGCCAAGAAAAUCCUGAAGAGGGAGGGAGUUAAGGCAUUUUACAAGGGCUACAUUCCCAAUAUUCUGGGCAUUAUCCCCUACGCUGGGAUAGAUCUGGCAGUGUAUGAGACUUUAAAGAACCUCUGGCUGUCGAAAUACGCCAAGGACACAGCAAACCCAGGUGUUCUGGUGCUACUGGGGUGCGGUACCAUCUCCAGCACCUGUGGUCAGUUGGCCAGUUACCCCCUGGCACUGAUCCGCACCCGCAUGCAGGCACAAGCUUCUCUGGAGGGCUCUGAGCAACUACCAAUGGGCCGCAUGGUGAAGAAAAUCCUGGAGAAGGACGGCUUCUUUGGACUUUACCGUGGCAUCCUCCCCAAUUUCAUGAAGGUCAUCCCGGCAGUGAGCAUCAGCUACGUGGUGUACGAGAACAUGCGCUCUGGCUUGGGUAUCCAAAAGUAAGCUGAAGAACCCGCUACCUGCAGCAGUUUGAAGUUUUUAAUUGAAAUACACUUCCCUUUCUUUAUUAAGUUGUUUACCUGGAGGUCACCAUAGGCUGGAUGUAUGCAGAUGAAACUAUACAGGUUUUAAAGUGACAGCAGGACUUGGCUAGACCACUUUAAAAUCCUGCAGCACUAACAGAGUUUCAACUUGCGGGUUGUUUACGAUGUACCCACGACUCUACGUGCACUGACACACUUUGGGUCAAAUGGCUUUAAAUCACUCAAAGAAUAUUUUUGUUUUUAAUUUAACUGUCGAUUUCAAUGGAAAACCCAUAGUUUUAUAUGCAGCCCCAUGGCAUGUAACAUACAUGCAUCAAUCAUUUCUUUCACGUUUAAUCAAGAAGCACUUUUACCCGCCAGUUUCGACCCUUAUCAGAAGUCCGAGCCAUCACCUGCUGUGGUGAAAGACAGAAAAGUCACAAUGCAAACACCCACACAGCUUUGCAAGGUGUCACUCAGAAAUCUGAGAAAUAUUAACGUGAAAAACGUUGUCCUUUUAGGUGUGGAUUUCAUACUAUUGUUUACUAAAGAGUUAAAAUUCAGGAUAUUGCUGCACCUUUAGUAAAAGGAAACUAAAUGUGCCUUAUGUGUUUUUUUUUCUCAGAUCUGUUGAUUCUGUAUCUUCUGUUUUUCUCUUGCCUUUAUUCCCAACAUUUGGUUCAUAGAUGUUAAUGUUUACAAUAAAACAUCUGAUUAACAUAAAA